GAUGGGUUCUGGUGGAAGACCGUUUCAUCUGCCAUCAUCUCAUGUUUAAAAGUGAAUGAUUUAAAUUUUUGGUGUCCUUUCCCGUGAAUUUACAUCAAUGCUUGCUAUCCUGGGACCGGGCAUCGCUAAAGUGCGCUUUCCUUCCCCCCAAAGAAGGUCCCAGCCAGAAUCACAACUUAUUCAAUUGUGAACUCUCCAAUCUGCGAAAGCUGCCAAUCUACUGCGCAUUAUGACCUACGCGCAUAUCAAGGUCAAUGGCGUCUCCUUUCACUCGAUCUUCCAGAAGGAGUGAAGGCCUCUCGACACGAUCAAGCACGAGAAACAACGUAGUGAUCUCACGCCCGCAUCAAGGCAGCAGCCCAGCCAACAUCGGUCGUAAAAAGCGUCCACGCGACGAGGACCCUACGGAUCACGAUGAGGAUAGUUCCAUUGUGAAGAAGAAAGCUAGGAUCGCUAUCGAGAUUGCUUCCAGAUCGAAUGCUCAGCCAAAGACACGUUCCGUCGUGAUCAAGGAGGAGAUCGCGGUCGCUGGGAAGUACGCCGCAGCACCACCGCUGACCAAGUCAAAACAGACGGAGACAGCAACCCAGACUGAGCCUGCGAAGCCACCACAACCUCUACCAGAAUCUGCGAAGAAGCCCGCGAAUCACCACGAGAAGGUCGUCAAUGGAAUCAAGCACGAGCUCGACCGUUUACAGCCCAGCGCAGCAGAUCUCAAGGACGUCAAAGACGACAAGCGAAAAUUACGAUCUCAGGAGGGGACGAGGUUCAAGAGUGAAUUGUCGGCAUACUUUCCAGAAUAUGAUGAAAUUAUUGGUAAUGAACCAAAAGAAGAACGACGCCUUGCAGAUAUUCUGAACAUCGAUACUCCUCUGUCUUGGCCGAAGCCUAGAAAAGCAACCUUGCCACGAAAAGCGGGUGCCCUUGCUGAGAGAUCUGCUCUGAAAGACGAUUCCGAGUCCCUCUUCACCGUUCUGCACAAUUCACAUCGAAUAGAUUCCUCGGUGUUAAGUAGGAACUGUGAAGACGGAGAGGACGAUCCGCUGAAUGACGAUUACUUCGAAUCCAUACAUCGAAAGCCCGAACGGCAAGAGAAGUCGAUUCGGAACACCGACAAAGGUCGAGCUCAACAUGAGAAGGACCAAGUCAUUCGUCUGCUGGAGGGUCUACAAGGUCAUGACUGGUUGAAACUGAUGGGUGUCAGUGGGAUAACGGACAGCAAGAAAAAAGACUAUGAGCCUGCGCGAGAACACUUCAUCAGAGGCUGCGAGGCUAUCAUAGAAAAGUUCAGGAUAUGGAGAGAUGAGGAGAAGCGGAGGAAGUUAGAAAGGGAAGCUGCCCAGGCCGAAGCAGCAGAGGAAGAGGGUGAAGAGGACGAGAAUGGGAAAGAGGAGGAAGAGCAGCAGGAAGAACUGGAAGAAGACGAUGGUAAUGUUAGUGAUGGUGAUCCGCCGGAUUAUAGUGAUGCGGAUGCUUCAGCAGCACGUCAAUUGCACGAAGAAGCAAUUGCUCGAUCGACACCUGCCUUGAAGGGUCCUGGAAGAGGUCGACCAAAAGCCCCGCUAAUACCCCAGCAAGUCGAGGUCAUCGAAAAACCCUUUACAUCCUUCUUCUCGAAACCCUAUCUUCGCGAGGCAGCUCUAGGAAAGCAUCGGCGGAGUGGCAGAACUGUUGCAGCAUGGGGUCAUCCUGUUCCUGAGGUAGAAUACCAGGAUUUCGAUCUACCAGAGCAAUACCGCGAUGAAGAGACAUUGAAGAUUCAUGCUAGGAGGAAGAGACGAGACAGGAGGGUCAGUAAGGAUUAGAGGAGUAACAUACGGCAUGCAAAAAUGGGUGUUCAAAAACACAAUGCCUCGUCGAAAGUGCUUCGUCAGGCAAUCUUGUUGGUUGUAUGAAUCCGGUGCAGGCGUUGGGGAAUGGGCGAUGAUAGCAGGUUGGUUAAGUGUAUCAUAAGAAGGGUGGUGCUAUCGGUGUUGUGGUCUCAAUGAGCCACAAUUAAAGAAAAUCAAAUGAAUUUCACUGUCCCC
Mollisia scopiformis is the source of this 2027-nucleotide messenger RNA. RefSeq lists its product as uncharacterized. Gene Ontology annotation, molecular function: histone acetyltransferase activity. Gene Ontology annotation, cellular component: SAS acetyltransferase complex. The record is from RefSeq and is a predicted model, not a curated record. Lineage: Eukaryota; Fungi; Ascomycota; Leotiomycetes; Helotiales; Mollisiaceae. The transcript is spliced from 2 exons. The coding region runs from base 255 to 1805 and encodes 516 amino acids.